Molecule: messenger RNA, 3926 nt
Organism: Marmota flaviventris (yellow-bellied marmot)
Lineage: Eukaryota; Metazoa; Chordata; Mammalia; Rodentia; Sciuridae
Product: polycomb protein SCMH1
Biological process (GO): negative regulation of DNA-templated transcription
Cellular component (GO): nucleus
Molecular function (GO): chromatin binding; histone binding
Source: RefSeq, a predicted model, not a curated record
GUCCUCGCUCGCUCCCUGCGCAGCGGAAACAUGGCGGCGGGAAGGGAGUGAGCCGCCCCGUGCCCCGCGCCGCCGCGCCCGCAGAUGGAGAAAAUAACAUACGGAGAAAUUGGCUUGUCAGAAGUCAGAGCAAGAUAUUGGUGGAUCCAGGGAUAAAUCCCAAACCUCAUAACUCCUUAAGCAGUCUUUAGUUCAUUGAUUAUGCAGCCUAGUGGAAAGUUCAUUGCCAGAAAGUCUCUGACAUCUGCUUCCCUGCAAUAAAUGCUUUUUCAAAUACCUCCAAUCAAAAGAUGACGUUUUGUGAAACCCCUGUAAUAAACUGGAAUGAUGUUAGAAAAUACAAAUAUGGUCACCUAUCAGAGUCUGCAUCCCAAUAUCAAGAAACUGGUGACAUCCUGGAGCUAGGUCAUUUUACCUGGGACAAAUACCUAAAAGAAACAUGUUCAGUCCCAGCGCCUGUCCAUUGCUUCAAGCAGUCCUUCACACCUCCAAGCAACGAGUUCAAGAUCAGCAUGAAAUUGGAAGCACAGGACCCCAGGAACACCACAUCCACAUGUAUUGCCACAGUAGUUGGACUGACAGGUGCCCGCCUCCGCCUGCGCCUUGAUGGUAGUGACAACAAGAACGACUUCUGGCGGCUGGUUGACUCAGCUGAAAUCCAGCCUGUUGGAAACUGUGAGAAGAAUGGGGGUAUGCUACAGCCACCUCUGGGAUUUCGGCUGAAUGCCUCCUCUUGGCCCAUGUUCCUUUUGAAGACGCUAAAUGGAGCAGAGAUGGCUCCCAUCAGGAUUUUCCACAAGGAGCCACCAUCACCUUCCCACAACUUCUUCAAAAUGGGAAUGAAGCUGGAAGCUGUAGACAGGAAGAAUCCUCAUUUCAUUUGUCCAGCCACUAUAGGGGAGGUUCGGGGCUCAGAGGUGCUUGUCACUUUUGAUGGGUGGCGAGGAGCCUUUGAUUACUGGUGCCGCUUCGACUCCCGGGACAUCUUUCCUGUGGGCUGGUGUUCUUUGACUGGAGACAACCUACAGCCUCCUGGCACCAAAGUUGUGAUUCCAAAGAAUCCCUUCCCUGCGUCUGAUGUGAACACUGAGAAGCCCAGCAUCCACAGCAGCACCAAAACUGUCUUGGAGCAUCAACCAGGGCAGAGGGGGCGUAAACCAGGAAAGAAGCGGGGUCGAACACCCAAGACCCUUAUUUCCCAUCCCAUCUCUACCCCAUCCAAGUCAGCUGAAUCUUUGAAAUUCCCAAAGAAGAGGGGUCCCAAACCUGGCAGUAAGAGGAAACCUCGGACUUUGCUGAGCCCACCACCCACCUCACCAACAACCAGCACCCCUGAACCGGAUACCAGCACUGUUCCCCAAGAUGCUGCCACCAUCCCCAGCUCAGCCAUGCAGGCCCCCACAGUUUGUAUCUACUUGAACAAGAAUGGCAGCCCAGGCCCUCACUUAGAUAAGAAGAAGAUCCAACAGCUCCCUGACCAUUUUGGGCCAGCCCGUGCCUCUGUGGUAUUGCAGCAGGCUGUCCAGGCAUGCAUCGACUGUGCUUAUCACCAGAAAACUGUCUUCAGCUUCCUCAAACAGGGCCACGGUGGUGAGGUCAUCUCAGCCGUGUUUGACCGAGAACAGCACACCCUCAACCUCCCAGCAGUCAACAGCAUCACCUAUGUCCUCCGCUUCCUGGAGAAGCUCUGCCACAACCUUCAUAGUGACAAUCUGUUUGGCAACCAGCCCUUUGCACAGACUCACUUAUCACUCACUGCCACAGAGUACAGCCACAGCCACGACAGGUACCUACCAGGUGAAACCUUUGUCUUGGGGAAUAGUCUGGCCCGGUCCUUGGCACCACACACAGACUCAAUGGACUCUACGUUGAAUCCUACCAACCUUGUCAGUACCUCCCAGAAUCUUCGAACUUCUGGGUACCGGCCCUUGCUUCCCUCCUGCGGCCUCCCACAGAGCACUGCCUCAGCUGUGCGCAGGCUAUGCUCCAGGGGAGUGUUAAAAGGAUCAAAUGAAAGAAGGGGUAUGGAAUCAUUUUGGAAACUAAAUCAUUCCCCAGGGUCUGACCGAUACCUGGAAAGCCGGGAAGCCUCUCGACUGAGUAGCCGGGACCCCUCCUCAUGGACAGUCGAGGACGUGAUGCAGUUUGUCCGGGAAGCUGAUCCUCAGCUUGGACCCCAUGCUGACCUCUUUCGAAAACAUUUCUCAGUGCCCGUGCUCGCCUGCCUGCUGCGGGAUACCCUGGAGCGACUUGAGUUGCGGAUCCCACGGGAGCACAUCGAGGUGGUGAGGCGGCCACGGAAUGCCUAUGCGUUCGUGCGGGUGGCCACCAACAAGGAUGUCCUGGCCUCCCUACCCUGGCGCCUGCAGAUGGCCAUGGAGGAGAAGCUGAUCCUCAAAGAGCUGACAGCCCGGGGGAAGGAGCUGGUAUUGAGUGAGGCCCGGGAGCCACUAAUCUAUAGAGAGGAGGAGGACAGUGGCCCAAGCCGAGGCCCCAGCCCUGGCCCCAGCCCUGGUCCCAGCCCGGGUCUCAGCCAUGGCUCCAGUCUCCCCAUGCCAACAGGACCUGCAGACUCCUCAUCUAGGUGGCACUGCACCCAUCAGUGGCAGAUUUCCCAGAACCGGCCCAGCGGCGUGCGCUCUGACAGCGCCAUUGUGCACCAGGAGAUCCUGGGCCAGGAGCACCUCUUCCAGGGCACUUUCCUGGGCAACGAGACACGAAACAUGGAGUUCAAGCGGGGCGGUGGCGAGUACUUGAGCCUCGCCUUCAAGCACCACGUGCGGCGCUAUGUAUGCGCCUUCCUCAACAGUGAAGGAGGCAGCCUGCUAGUGGGCGUGGAGGACAGCGGCCUGGUGCAGGGCAUCCGCUGCACCCACCGCGAUGAGGACAGAGCGCGCCUGCUGGUGGACUCCAUCCUGCAGAGCUUCAAGCCCCAGGUCUUUCCCAGCGCCUACACCCUCACCUUCAUCCCUGUCAUCAGUGCCUCCACCACCAAUGUGCCUCUCAAGGUGCUCCGUCUGACUGUGCACAACCCCAAGACCCAAGGGGAGCCCCAGCUGUACGAGACAGACCAGGGGGAGGUGUUCCUGCGGCGGGACGGGAGCAUCCAGGGGCCACUGUCCGUCAGCGCCAUCCAGGAGUGGUACAGGCAGAAGUGGACAACAGAGCUGAGCAAGCUGGAGGAGAAGGUGAAGGUGCUGACGGUGGAAAAGGAGCAGCUCCAGCAGCAGCUGAGGCAACAGCGGCCUGUGUCCUGCACCUGCUGUGUCCUGUAAGGGCCCCACGGGCCGCUGCACAGUGCCAAGCUGCACAGGUGACCCCUUGAUGCAAGGAGUGUUUCCCAACCCCAGGACCAGGAGAUGCAGCCAGAGGUGCAAUUUUAAAAUCAUACUUCAGAGACACCAACUUCUUGCUGCAUCAUGUGACACCAAACUGACUGUCCCUUUGGAGGACAAGGACCAGCCACAGUUGGCACCAAGAGCUUCCACAACUCAAAGCAACACUGAGGCCUCAGCUCUGGCUUCACUGCUUUUGGUGACAGGCGGUGCAGGAGGUCACCAGCACCCCACAGGGGAAGCACCGGCUUCAGUGAUCCUCCCUACAGUGAUCCUCCCAUGUCUGGUCCAGCCACCUGCACUGAGCAACGGCCUGGGCACCCAAAGGAAGCAACAGGCAAGACGCUCGAAUCCACAAUGACACGAGGUAGUUGGAGAAACAAGGUGGUGGACAGGCCUCCAUCAGCCCCUGCUGUCAGCACCCAUCUCAAUGUGGGCUUCUCAUCUCACAACCUCCUGACCUACACGGGAAAGGCCAAGCAGCAGGCGGGCCCGGAAACAGUGUACAUGAUGCGACAUGCCAAUGACAGUUUUCCAAAUACCUUUCUCCCCGUAAUAAAAUAAUCUUAAUAAAAACAUAAUUUAAAGGAA